GCCCAGCCGAUCCAGGUACCAGUCAGGCUGACCGGGGCAUUGCGGCGCAGUGCCCGGUGCAGAGAAAUAGGGAGAAAAAAUAGAAAAGGGCAAAAAAAACUUGGCGAGCCAAAACAACAAGCCACGGGCACGGCUGCAACUCAGCAUCCUGCCUCGCCUGCCCGUCUGCUUCUUCCCUUCUCCUUCUCUUCCCUUCCUCAGCCCAAGCAAGGUCCAAGACGCUCGCCCACCGCACCCUGCCGCGCUGCCAAUCUGUUUCCCCCGCGGGUGCUUUCCCUAGCAUUUUCUCUUUCGCCUGGUUUUCUUUUCUUCAAGAUCCUCCUCUGUGCGGUCUAGGUCAGCAGCCAACCACCUGGUCAUCAGCGCACUCCCUCCCCCCGCGCCGACAAGUCACCGAAAAAAAGAUUCACGCAUCGGGCCAGAGCCAGAGCGCUUCCCACGCCACUCGCCCCACUCCGUGUCCUUUUCUCGCAACCCCAGCUCUGCUGCGACUGUCUGCACCUCGCCCAAAGCCAGUGUCUCUUUCGCCAGCCCGCCGCCCUUUCACGACAGGCUCAAGACCUUCGCGAAGAAACACAGUGACCCGCCUGCGACCCCGCCUCUGCCGAACCCGAAAACCAGCCGAACAGUGCAGGACCGACCGUUCUUGUCCCAUCCACCCACUCUGCAUCACGAUCACCUGUGGCUUUAACUAGUCAUGGCUAAUCCGCUGCAGUUUGCCUAUCGGACCCAGAAGGCCAUCGGCGUCUUUGAUGCCGCGCCUGUCUACGCCCCCCUCCCUGGGUUCGUCAAGCCCGAAGGGAACCUACGCUGCUGUAUAUACUCUCCUUGCGGCCGAUACUUCGCAUGGGCCUCUAAUGAAGGCGUGAGCGUUGUUGACGCCUCCAACGGCCAGGUCUUGGCCUCCCUCCCCCUGUCAGCCGUCUACGAGCUGGGCUUUUCCCCCCGCGGCACCUUCAUCGCCACCUGGGAGAGACCAUCCAAGGAUGAGGCUGGCGAUGCCACCAAGAACCUCAAGAUCUGGCGCACCAUCGAGCCUUCCGCUGACGAUGCGGCGAAGCAGCCCCUUGGCCAGUUCGUGCAAAAAUCUCAAAAUGGUUGGAACUUGCAAUACACAGCAGACGAACAGUACUGCGCCCGACUCGUCACAAACGAGGUCCAGUUCUACGACAGCAACGACCUCAAGACUGUCUGGAACAAGCUGAGGGUUGAAGGCGUCACGGACUUCGCCCUCGCUCCCGGGUCCACUCACAACCUGGCCGUCUUCGUGCCGGAGAGAAAGGGCCAGCCCGCCGCUGUCAAAGUUUUCAACGUGCCCCAGUUUGCGAGCCCCAUCUCGCAAAAGACCUUUUUCAAGGGCGACAAGGUUCAGCUGAAAUGGAACCAGCAGGGCUCCAGCUUGAUUGUGCUGGCCCAGACAGACGUUGACAAGUCGAACAAGAGCUACUAUGGAGAGACCACGAUGUACUUGUUGAGUGCGAACGGCGCCUUCGAUGCUCGCGUCACCCUGGACAAGGAAGGCCCGAUCCACGACGUUGCUUGGUCUCCCAACGGCAGGGAGUUUGGUGUCAUCUACGGCUACAUGCCCGCCAAGACAACCAUUUUCAAUCACCGCGGCGUUGCGACCCACUCCUUCCCAAUGGGCCCAAGAAACACAAUCAUCUUUUCGCCUACGGGACGAUUUGUCCUGGUCGCUGGAUUCGGCAAUUUGGCGGGCCAGAUCGACGUAUACGACCUCGAAAAGGACCACCGAAAGGUCUGUACCAUCGAGAGCGGGAACCCCAGUGUGUGCCAGUGGAGUCCCGAUAGUGUCUACAUCAUGACGGCAACGACCUCGCCCCGCCUGCGCGUAGACAAUGGCGUAAAGCUCUGGCAUGUUGGCGGGGCCAUCAUGUACAACGAGGAGAUGGUCGAGCUCUACAACGUCAUGUGGCGGCCCAUACCGGUUGAUCAAUUGCCCAAGAACCUGGACCCGCUGAACCCGGUCCCGACAGCGCACGAGUCUGCAGUGACCUACCUCGGCACGGUCAAGACACCAUCCAAGCCAGUUGGUGCCUAUCGGCCGCCGGGUGCUCGGGGUACUUCGACACCGCUACAUUUCAAGCGUGAGGAUGAAGGUGGCGCCGCCCAUGUCAUGGGCAAUGGGGCCCCCUCUGCCAGCUUGAACGGUUUUGGACGAGCUCGCCGCCAAGUUCCUGGCGCCGAGUUUGCCGAACAGGCACAGGUUCCAGGCGCAGCAUAUGGUCGCCAGUCCGUCCCCGGUGCUGAGCCUGUUGGCGGCGACGACAGUCUGUCCAAGACCGCCCUCAAGAACAAGAAGAAGCGCGGGAACAAGAAAGCGAAAGACAGCGAGACAAAGCCUGUAGGCGGCCUCGAGGGCGGCCUAGCCCCCCCGGCGCAGGAAUACGGCAGUGGCUCGGGCGGCGAGACUCGGAGGAGCGAUCGCCGCGGAGCCCAACAGCAUGGCAGCUCGCGGAGCCGCUCGCGCCACCCCCAGAACGGCCAAGGCCGCAGCCGCAGCAACACGCAACGUAACAACGAGCACGGGCGCAACAACGGGCCUCGGGAUCAUACCCCGUCCGGGCGAGACCGCCAGCAGGAGCCGGCAGGACAAGCGCCCGCCCAAGGGGAUAACGCUGCUGCGAGCCAGGCCCAGAACCCCAACGCCAAGAAGAUGAGGGGCCUGCAAAAGAAGAUCCGGGCGAUAGAGGAUCUCGAGAUGCGUCUGGCCGGGGGCGAGAAGUUGGAGGACACACAGAUGAAGAAGAUUGGGACCAAAGUGUCCGUCCUUAAGGAGCUGGAGGCGUUGGAGAAGGAGUCCGCAUGAGGGCUUGCCAUGUAUGAGACGACUGGGCGACAGCCUGUAGCCCACUCCUCCCACGACGUGCUCUGCUGCACCUCUCCCCCGGUGGCCAACUGCACCAUCGACCAAGAGCGUGCGAUAUAGGCAAGUCAAGGAAGAGCGACACAGAGUAGAGAGCAGGGGGUACUCGCGAGCUCGCAGAAACCGCCGUGGUCUAUGCAAGCGAGGAGGCCGCCCACAUUUUGGACAGACCACCUAGAAAAUCGCCUCUGCAGAGGAAUUGAGGGCAUAGAAAAGUUAGGGCAGAACGCUCAGCGUAGACUUACCAGAUAAAUGAUUAAAAGAUGUAUCAAACACUG
Diaporthe batatas is the source of this 3162-nucleotide messenger RNA. RefSeq lists its product as uncharacterized. The transcript is spliced from 3 exons. Gene Ontology annotation, biological process: translational initiation. Gene Ontology annotation, molecular function: mRNA binding; protein binding; tRNA binding. Gene Ontology annotation, cellular component: cytosolic small ribosomal subunit. The record is from RefSeq and is a predicted model, not a curated record. NCBI's taxonomy places the organism in Eukaryota, Fungi, Ascomycota, Sordariomycetes, Diaporthales, Diaporthaceae. The coding region runs from base 698 to 2827 and encodes 709 amino acids.